This is a messenger RNA of Callorhinchus milii (elephant shark), 2420 nucleotides long. It is a transcript of the gene tbccd1, whose product is annotated as TBCC domain containing 1. Gene Ontology annotation, biological process: maintenance of centrosome location; maintenance of Golgi location. The coding region runs from base 40 to 1707 and encodes 555 amino acids. The transcript has 7 exons. The record is from RefSeq and is a predicted model, not a curated record. Gene Ontology annotation, cellular component: spindle pole centrosome. Lineage: Eukaryota; Metazoa; Chordata; Chondrichthyes; Chimaeriformes; Callorhinchidae.
CACUGCUGCGGGCAACCGGCUGCUGCGUUUCGCCCACAUAUGGAGCAGCCAAAUGUCCGCCUUUGGGUAAAAUAUGAAACCUUCAUUGUUGGGGUCUUACAAAUCCCACCUCCUUCAAAAUUCAGCAUGCACUACCUUCGAAAGAUGGCAACGUACGUUCGAACAAAGACAGCAGAUGGGAGCUAUCCCAGACUCUCUUGGCUCAUGUGGAGACACAUUGCUUGUGGAAAGUUGCAGUUGGCUGAGAAUUUGGCCUGGAUGUAUUUUGAAACCUUUGAUAGCCUUCUUGACAAAACUGCGGAGGAAAGGCUGGAGUGGGCUGAAGCUGCGUCUCAUUGCAGGUCGCAUGAGGAAAUUGAAAAACUGAGAAACAAGCUAUCAGUGGACACACUCCAGUUCCUGUUGUUUCUGUAUGUCCAGCAGCUGAACAAGGUUUCUUUGAGGACAUCUCUGAUUGGAGAGGAGUGGCCAAGCCCCAGGUCACGAUCACCUGAUCUGGAUAGGAAAUCAGGAUCUCAAAACAAGAACACGGAUGACCACAAUCAUCUGGCUUUCAUUCUGAACCACUUGUCAGAAUUGUUGGAGCUCCUGCUAGACCCUGAGCAGCUCACCGCUUCCGCCCACUCUACCCAUGAGAGCUUAAUCUCUGUCGAAGCAGUUAAAGCACUGAGCUUUCUCAUGGAAGGAACUAUCAACCAAAAUGGAAUUGUUUAUCCUGUGCAUGAACUGGCUCUCUGGCAACCAAUUCUGGCCACAUGUGGUUACUCCAAACUCUCAAAAAUGUUUUCUUUCUACAAGCUACAAGCCUGGCUGAAAAGUGUUUUAGGAUCUAAUCCAUUUGGCAGCGCAGUCUGCCUCCAAAAAGGAAAGAAGCUAGCAUGGGCACAGCAAGUUGAAGGGACAACAAAGCGGGCAAAGAUUGCAUGUAAUACUUACACAGCACCCAAAGGCCACAAGGUGGUGGUAAUGACACAAGUGUACAAGCAAACCCUGGCAAAGAGCUCAGAUCAGCUGAAUGGGGCUCAUGUUAAAAUUCAUCGCUGCAACGACUCCUAUAUAUACCUGUUAUCUCCUUUAAGGUCUGUCAGCAUUGAGAAGUGCAGGAACAGCACAUUUGUCCUUGGUCCUGUGCAGACUUCCAUCCACAUCCAUAGCUGUGACAAUGUGAAAAUAAUAGCUAUCUGUCACAGACUUUCAACCUCAUCGUCAACAUUGUGCACUUUCCACUGUCUCACGCCUACCUAUCCUCUCAUCAUGUCUGGGAACACAAGCCUAAUAUUUGGCCCUUACCACACUUAUUAUCCAAUGUUGGAGGAUCACAUGGCUCGGACGGGCAUAGCCACUUUGCCCAACUAUUGGGAUAAACCAAUGUGUAUUGGUCUGGACAACUGUGAAACCCCUGUCUAUCAGCUGCUGUCUCCGAAGGAAUUUUAUGUGUUUGUGAUUCCAUUUGAGAUGGAAGGAGACACCACAGAGAUCCCUGGAGGUCUGCCGCCACAAUAUGAAAAAGCUAAGAGACACAGGGAGCAGAAAAUCCAGAUCUGGCAGAAAACCGUGAAGGAAGCAGGGCUCAGCAAAGAACAACGCAAGCAGUUUCAGAACCUGGUGGAGCAGCAGUUCCGAGAGUGGCUGGCACUCACCGGGCAUCGGCAGCAGCUAGACAGUCUUAUCCCUGCUCCUACCUCUCCAAAACAAGCUGCAGCUUGAUCAUCCAUUGGCUUUAGAAGAAUCAUCUAUUGGAGCUCUUUCAAAUGCAUAUUUCAUGUAAUUUUUUUGUGGCUACAUAACUUAGGUGGAUUUGAGCUCUUGAUGAAAUAUGUGCUUUGAAUGGAAGUUAUUAAACCUAAAAUAAAAUUUCCAAGUGUAUGAUACGUCAUAUAGCAAAGUCCUAGACUUGGUUUAGUGACAUUCAGUGACACUCGUUUGAGCCAUUAAACAUGAACUAUGAUUUAUUUGUUCGUUGAUCAACUUCACUUUUGUUUUCAACACCAAUAAUUGGUACGAGAAGUUAAUAUAAAUUAUUUUUUUAUUCAUACUGUACAAUUAUUAAUUGCACAGCUCUAUUUAAAAUAAAAUUAACUUUGCAGUUUCUGAGUUGGUGUACAUUCAUCAUGAGUCUUAAUUAAACAACUAAUUCUGGGUCUUUGCUUGUAGAUAUGGAAGGGAAAGUAGAAAUAUUUUAUUUGCUCAACAGUAAGUGUAACAGUGUAGAUUAGCUUCUUCCUGUGCAGUGUGAAGUUUGUUCUGGACUGGACUCACACUUAGGGUAAAUGGUUUGCUGUGCUGCCCCUGUGCUGCUCCAUUUCCUUGGCGGAAUGUGGGAUUGUCACAUUUGCAGUUGCUUCAGAUGUGUGGGGAUCUAAUGUGUAUGGUUAUAAUGGCAACACAGUGUAAAUAUACUUUUCAGAAAGUGAAUCCAA